Molecule: messenger RNA, 1565 nt
Organism: Chara braunii
Lineage: Eukaryota; Viridiplantae; Streptophyta; Charophyceae; Charales; Characeae
Source: the annotation of a GenBank genome assembly
GCCCACUUUCCCCGGCGCUGUAUGCGCUAUUUAUUGAGCAUCUCCACGACAUGCUGUGCGCGGACAACGAUUUGAUAGGCCUCCCUCUCCCGCAUGGCAAGCAACUUAAGAGCUCGGCUUUUGCAGACGACACCGGGGCAAUUACGGCCCUCACACCCACCAGUGUGAGGGCACUUACCACUCAGAUCGAACACUUCGAGCGCUAUGCCGGCGCAAAGCUGAACUGGCAUAAGUCGGUGGCGCUGGUCCCGGACAUGAAUGCCGCCGGCCUCUUCACCGGCAUGCGAGUUCAGCGUAUCACAGGCAGUACAGUGUAUUUGGGAAUCGUGAUGCCUGACGCACUUUCCAACGGCACUCAAAAUGAGGCCGUCACGCAUAAAGCAAUCAAUCGCAUGGCGUCUUGUGCUAAAAGACCGCAGGCGGAAGUCUUUGGUCGAGCCCUCUUGGCCAAUACCGCAGCUUCCUCGAUGUUGUGGUAUGCGGGAGCGGUAUCAAUGCCUAGUCAACAGGCACAACUAAACUACCAAACGAACCUGGUGAAAUUUGUGUGGAAAAACGACCCUCUGGCGCCGACAACCGUCCAUCGUGUCGCAUGGAGAAAGCUUAUCCAACCAAGGGCCGCUGGGGGACUUGGUCUUUUGGACCCCUCUAAUCAGAUCCGGGCAUUACACCUACGUACGAUCUUCUGGCUGAUCCUGGAGGAUGAUGCAGCCCCGUGGAAGGUCUUGACCCUGCAGACGAUGGCAGAGGCCAUGCGCCUUCACCCUGCAGACGUGAUGACAGCCCUCCUCCAACCCUCUCUACUAGGCAACCUCAAGCGUGGUGCGCUGUGGACACCUACACUCACACUCUGGAGGAAACUCUCCCCUCUCCGUCUGCGCCCGCCUGCCUCCAGGGAACAGAUCCUCCAGCAGCCCCUGUUUGACAACCCAAUGAUCCUCGAUGCCGAGGGACGUCCUUUCCCAUGGAUGCGGACCAAAGGCGCAUUUGGUAGGGCAUGGGUAACGACCGGGAUAGGGAGGGUAGCGGACAUCUGGGAUGAAUCCACGGGCGACUGGAAAGAUGACUCGCUAAUGAUUGAUGCACUACGUGGGCAGACGGACAAAUUGGGACGGCUUAGACACAUCCAACGGGCCAUCCCAGAGGAAUGGACGAAAAUGCUUCGAAUGGGUCUACAGUAUCGAGGGGAAUGGGCGAUCCUCCGAUCCAAUACCUCGCAGGGCAGCGACUCACCCCCUGUCUUUUUUCAGCUGAAGGCCAAGGUCGGCUCGCAGUGGCUCUUGGCCGAUGCCUGGCAUCCCAUGGGCCCAAUGUUACCCACCAACAGACACAUCAUUGGCCCCAUGCAGCGGAAGCCGAAGCACGACGGCUGGAUUCCGGUGGAUGCCAUUCGCCCGGUGGCAGUCCUUCGUGACAAGACCCGUACAUCGGCCCCCGUGUAUAGAGCGUUUCACCCCGCCUGUAGGUCGCUGUCUUAGGCAGUCGACCCCUCCAUGUGGGAAUGGAGGCCCCAGGCUUCCCAGCGGAAGCUUGAGCGCCUCCACCAGGUCCGCACCAAAACCAUA